Vitis riparia (riverbank grape) is the source of this 773-nucleotide messenger RNA. RefSeq lists its product as uncharacterized. The transcript is spliced from 2 exons. The coding region runs from base 30 to 647 and encodes 205 amino acids. NCBI's taxonomy places the organism in Eukaryota, Viridiplantae, Streptophyta, Magnoliopsida, Vitales, Vitaceae. The record is from RefSeq and is a predicted model, not a curated record.
UUAUAACAGAUAAUCACUCAAGUUAUGUGAUGGCAGGGAGGUUGUUAGAAUUAAAGCGCCCACAUUUGUAUUGGACACCAUGUGCUGCACAUUGCCUUGACUUGAUGUUGGAAGAUAUUGGAAAGCUACCAAACAUCAAGAGGACAUUGGAGAGGGCUAUAUCACUAAAUGGGUAUAUUUAUAAUCGCUCAGGGCUACUCAACAUGAUGAGGCGGUUUACUGGACAAAGGGAAUUGCUUAGGCCUGCUAAGACUCGGUUUGCAACUGCUUUUAUCACAUUAUCGCGAUUGCAUGAACAAAAAAACAAUUUGAGGAAGAUGUUUACAAGCUCAGAUUGGUCAGAUAGUAAAUGGGCAAAAGAGCAGAAGGGGAAAACUAUAGCCAACAUAGUUCUAAUGCCUUCAUUUUGGAACACUAUUGUGUUUUGCUUAAAGGUUUCGGGUCCCCUAGUUCGUGUGCUUCGUUUGGUUGAUGGUGAAAAAAAAGCUCCUAUGGGAUACAUCUAUGAGGCCAUGAAUAGAGCUAAGGAUGCAAUUGUGAGAAGUUUAAUGGAAAUGAAGAGAAGUACAAAGAAAUCUUCAACAUCAUUGAUAAGAGGUGGGAGAUUCAGCUUCAUCGGCCUUUGCAUGCAGCAGGGUACUUUUUGAACCCGGAAUUCUUCUAUGAUAAGCCAGAAAUAGAGCAUGAUGCCGAGAUUAUGAGUGAUUUGUAUAAAUGCAUCUUAAGGCUAACAAGAGACCCUGCUAAGCAAGAAAAGUUGUGGCCGAAGUGAG